Messenger RNA from Tinamus guttatus (white-throated tinamou), 1992 nucleotides. RefSeq names its product ETS transcription factor ERG (gene ERG). Gene Ontology annotation, biological process: regulation of transcription by RNA polymerase II; cell differentiation. The record is from RefSeq and is a predicted model, not a curated record. Gene Ontology annotation, cellular component: nucleus. Gene Ontology annotation, molecular function: protein binding; sequence-specific DNA binding; DNA-binding transcription factor activity, RNA polymerase II-specific. NCBI's taxonomy places the organism in Eukaryota, Metazoa, Chordata, Aves, Tinamiformes, Tinamidae.
CAUCCGCUCUAAACAACCUCAUCAAAACUUCUUUCUGGUCAGAGCGAAGCAAAAAUUAUUAUUAACAAUUAUUAGCAAUCAAUAAUCUUGAUCACAUUAUGGCAAGCACUAUUAAGGAAGCACUAUCAGUGGUGAGUGAAGACCAGUCCUUGUUUGAGUGUGCCUACGUAUCGCCCCACCUUGCGAAGACAGAGAUGACCGCCUCCUCUUCCAGUGAAUAUGGGCAGACAUCAAAGAUGAGUCCACGUGUUCCCCAGCAAGACUGGUUAUCGCAGCCCCCAGCCAGAGUAACCAUCAAGAUGGAAUGUAACCCAAAUCAGGUUAACGGGUCAAGGAAUUCUCCUGAUGACUGCAGCGUGGCAAAAGGAGGGAAGAUGGUUAGCAGCUCAGACAAUGUUGGAAUGAACUAUGGAAGCUACAUGGAAGAGAAGCAUGUUCCACCCCCAAAUAUGACUACCAAUGAACGAAGAGUUAUUGUGCCAGCAGAUCCUACGUUAUGGAGCACAGACCAUGUACGCCAAUGGCUGGAGUGGGCAGUGAAGGAAUAUGGUCUCCCAGACGUGGACAUCUUGCUAUUCCAGAACAUCGAUGGGAAGGAGCUGUGUAAAAUGACCAAAGAUGACUUCCAGAGACUCACUCCAAGUUAUAACGCAGAUAUCCUCCUGUCACACCUACACUACCUCAGAGAGACUCCUCUUCCACAUUUGACUUCAGAUGAUGUUGAUAAGGCCUUACAAAACUCUCCACGGUUAAUGCAUGCUAGAAACACAGGAGGUGCCACUUUUAUUUUUCCAAAUACAUCGGUUUAUCCAGAAGCAACACAAAGAAUUACAACCAGGCCAGAUUUGCCUUAUGAACAAGCCAGGAGAUCAGCAUGGACAGGUCACAGCCACCCCACUCCCCCGUCAAAAGCUACUCAGCCAUCAUCUUCAACAGUGCCCAAAACAGAAGACCAGCGUCCUCAGUUAGAUCCUUAUCAGAUUCUUGGACCAACCAGCAGCCGUCUUGCAAAUCCAGGGAGCGGGCAGAUACAGCUAUGGCAGUUCCUGCUGGAGCUCCUCUCGGACAGCUCCAACUCCAACUGCAUCACCUGGGAGGGCACCAAUGGGGAGUUCAAGAUGACUGACCCCGACGAAGUGGCUCGUCGCUGGGGGGAACGGAAAAGCAAGCCCAACAUGAACUAUGACAAACUCAGCCGCGCACUGCGCUACUACUACGAUAAAAAUAUUAUGACUAAAGUUCAUGGUAAGCGCUACGCCUACAAAUUUGAUUUCCAUGGAAUCGCUCAGGCCCUCCAGCCUCACCCUCCGGAAUCAUCCAUGUACAAAUACCCAUCAGACCUUCCCUACAUGAGCUCCUAUCACGCACACCCUCAGAAGAUGAACUUUGUAGCUCCCCAUCCCCCUGCUUUGCCCGUAACCUCGUCCAGCUUUUUCGCUGCCCCUAAUCCAUACUGGAAUUCACCAACUGGAGGCAUCUACCCCAACACCAGGCUGCCAGCUGCUCACAUGCCUUCUCAUCUUGGCACCUACUACUAAGUGGUGGAAAAAAGAAUCCCAGAAAAAACAGAGACACUUCUCAGUGGGAUGCAGUCCCCAAUGAAUUGCAAUGAACUCUAUUGGAGUACACAGCUUAAAAGUGCCUAAAGAGACAAGUGAAGGUUUGGUUGGGAAAAAACAUGUUAAAAAAAAAAAAGAUGUCAAAAAGACUCUUUGUAGUGUACAUUUAAAGGAGAUAUUCCAGAAGUAUAAAGAUACUAAAAUGUAAUGUAUAUGGGUGUUGACUCUGUGGACCAAACAACAAUAGACUAUUGUAGGUAAAAGCAUGAAAUGGUAAGGAAGACCUACAAAAGCUAAUGGUCUUAAAAGGUUGAUAAGCUUAUGUGUAAAGUUUGAUAUCUUGCUAAUGCAAAACUGGGACUAUACUACAGCAAUAUAAGGAUAAGUCUAUAGUGACCUAACAUAUGAAUCAUUACAAAAGAGGGGGGAAAAA